GGAAAAAAUAAAAAAAGGACAGCAUCUUGGGUAACUAACAAGGUCAACAACACUAAAUACUGAGUGCGGAGAGACAUAGACAAUUUUCGGUGUAAAUAGUGAUUUGGGUUCCUAUUUUUGUGCGGCGCACCGAGGAUUCCGGGACGCCUUCGAAUUGGAAAAGGACCGUAAUGUAGUCUGCACUGUUGCAGAAUUCCCAUCGACACUGAAAACUUUCAUCAAGUGUGCACAACAGCAAAAAUGUUGCUUCCUACUUAAUAAUAUCCUUCAUAAAAACACCCUCAUUUUAUUUGACAAUGGCUGAGCAGAGUGUUUGCGAUGGUGAGAGUCACCUGGCUUAUUCAACAACUGCAUACAAUGACAGUAAUGGGGUUUCCAAGCAUCAAAUCCUGCCCAACAACAAUGUUUGCACCAAUCUAACAGAAUAUUACAAUCCACAUCCAGGCAACUUUGAUGGAAAUGAUAGUGAGAGCAAAGAUGAUUCACAAGAUUCCAUUGAAUCUGCAAUGAGUGCAACAUCUCAGAAUAGUGACUUUACAGGUCAAGACCAGUCUCAAGAGCCAGGAACUUCACCAAAGGAGAGUGCAACAUGUGUUAAAACUGAUAGAUUGGUGCUUUGCAAUCCAGUGGUUGAUUAUAACAAUGGGGCAAUUGGGAAGAGCAAUAAAGUGGGCAAGGGCAAGAAAACUGGUACAAGUGCUGGACGUGGCAGGCCCAGGAAGGCAUUGGUUCCCAUGUAUCAGAGUCAGAUCAGUGGGGACAAAAACACUAUCAAAAUAAGGAUUAAGAAAAGCAAUCUGUCCACCCAUGUACAGCUGACCCCAAACAAAAAGAAAACUGGUAGGCGAAAAAAACAGAAGACUUCAGACACGGACACUUCGGACCACGAAUCGACCAGCAAGCGCUACAAGAAUAAUAGCAACGAUGCGGAUCUGGACGAAGAGCCGUUUGAACCCGCUGAGCAAAGCGUAUGGGGUUCUUCGCUGCCAAGACACAUAUUGCAUUCAGUGUUCCAACAUUUAACUAUAGAGCGCGGCGCUUUGCCGACUCUCGUAAGGUUGUGCAAGGUUUGCAAAUUAUGGCGUGAAGUGGCUUCAGAGCCGACUCUUUGGCGGAAGGUCGAUCUGAACUGGGUUCGGGAGCGCUACCGUACAGACAUCAAGUUGCAUUGGUUGAUCGAGAAUAGGUUGUCACAUUGCGUUGAUUUGAAUAUGGGCGAGUGGAAGGUCAGGAAUAUCCAAACUUCAUUGGAAUCAAUAAAAGCUGCAUGUCCGCGAAUCAAAGGUCUUAACCUGAGCGGAUGGAAGGGUUUAAGUGCAGACAACUUAAAAUAUAUCACUAUGGAAUAUGAGAAUCUACAAAGAAUCGAUUUAUCUUCGAUAAACUCUACUACAGCUAUAAAUGCUUUACCUUUGGUAAAUCUUGGACAGACUAUGAACAGUCGCCUGACGCACCUGGUGUUGGCUCAUAACAAAAUUGCCGGGUUUUCUCAAAUAAUGGCAUCGAUCGCAGGUAAUUGUUCAAAUCUCGAACUCCUCGACAUUUCAAACAUUCGAACAUUUGCUCAUAACACCGCGCUCCUCCAUGUCGAGAAAUUGCAAACUGGUUGCACCAAAUUGAGGGUGUUACGCAUCACCAACAGUCAAAUUUGGUUGGCACCUGCUAGUCUCUCCGAUCAGGUCGCUUCCCCGGGUUUCCCAGAACUGGAAGAAUUAUCUUUGGCAGGUAUCGAAGAGGACAAGACGACAACGGCACGUUGCGUCGACGACGAAGGCAUCGAAAGGAUAUUAAAAAAUGCCAGGAAACUGAGGCUACUUGAUGUGCGCGGGUGUAUCCGUCUUACCGAUUCUGGUUUAGUUAAAGUUCCUGCCUGGGAUUUAACGCAUCUCUUCCUCAGCGCUUGCUUCAUAACAAGGGCACAUGACUCCGGCCUUGAGUUAAUUCUACAAAAGUGGAGUCACAGUUUGCUGGAGGUGGAUCUCGCCUGGUCGACAGCGACAUCUUCCCUGGACGCAGCAGUCCUGGCUCUAGCCGAGAAAGGUGCAGAAUCACCACUAAGGACCAUAAACUUGUGCGGUUCGUCCGUGAACUUAGAACCGGUGAAGGCCGUCUUAUCGAAAUGUCCGAGCCUGAAUCACAUCAACUUACAGUCCUGCCGCGCCCUGCCCAGAGGCAUAAAGCGAAUGUACCACGGUGACUCCAUCCAGGAACUGAAGCAGGCGCUGAAGGAUAAACCAAAGACUGAAAACAGUGAAUCUGACGGUGAAGUCAAUGCGGAUCAAACGACCAAUUAAACGUUUGAACCAAUGCAUGCAUAUUUAGUGAGUGAUGAAUAUCGUUGCCUGAUAAAAAAAACACAUGAUUCUUUCAGCAACAUUAAAAAACUAAUCAUUACAUUCAUCUUUUCGAAUGUAUAAAUUUAGGUUGUAUUUUAUUUCGAUUUUUGUUUUUUUUUACAUAUAUUUUUCGACUGCAAAUUUAUUUAUUUUAUUUGGGAAGUGCUAUCCAGAUUGAUGGAGGGAAAACAAAGUAUGAUCCUUAUGCACUCGCACAAUUCACCAUUUUUAAAUACGUCUUCUAAUCGAUUAUUGGAUUGAAGCACAUGCUUUUUAUUUUGGUAUUUGGAAACGCCCGAAUUUGGGCGCUUUCCGUCGAAAUUAUUGUUCUCUUAGUGCUGAUGGAAGAGUGGAUAAUCUGAAGUAUCAGCAUGGCUGGAGAUUGAAAGAAGCAAGGACGAAACUCCAAAAUUAUUAUCGUCGUAUGUUGUUUUGUUUUGCAGGUUUUUUUGGAAACCACAAACAAAGUGUAAGAACGUCGUACUAAAAUCAGUUGAUUUUCUUAAAUGAACGGUACCUGUAUUUUUGUGUAACAAAUUAUUUUAGAUACUUGUUGCAAUUUCAAAUAAGAUUAAAUAAUGAUAUACAUAUAUAUAUGAGUGUAGAUGGUGUGAAAAUGAGUUUGUUCUGGAAGAGAGUAUGAAACAAAAAAAAUAUAUAUAAAUAUAUUAUGAUGACAUCCAUAUUUUGAUUCUAUGAACGUGAAGGAGACAAAGUGUUUUUAUAUAAGAAAUUGAAAGAAAUGAAGGAAGGAAAAAAAAACAGUAGAGUUAUUAUAAACAACGUUGUUUAUUUCAAUUAAUAUGGAUUUUGUUUUACAUAUAAAAAAAAAUAUAUAUAAAUAAUUGUAAAUCUCGAUUAAUUUUUUGGCAGCCACCGAGGAGAGCAUGAAGUUGAGCAGUUUCUUCUUGUAGCGGCCAAAAACAGCAUUAGUUAAGAUAUAACAAUAUAUAUAAACAUGGUUAUAAUUUUUAUAUAGAUAUAUAAUAUUUAUGUGGAUUCUUUUAUAUUAUUAUUUGUUUUUUUUUCUUUAAAGAAUAUGUAUUUGUAACGAAGAUUUAAUACUGUAUUAAUCUCUUUAUUUUUCCAUUACGUUUUUUUUUUAAAUGAUUAUUAUUAUUUGGGCAGCUUUAAUUUAUUUAUACAGAAGUAAAACACGAACAUCCGGUUGAGAAAGUUAAUUACGUAAGGCACUUCGAAACGACACCAUUUAUAUUUAAUCCGAAUAACUUACAAACAAAAAUAAAAAAUAUAUAUACUGAUGCAAAUAAAUGUUAGGACGUACUUAUAUUAAUUUUGUUUUGUUCUCAAUAGCGAUUUGUAAAUAUUUUCUUUAAUUGUACAUUACCGACUAACAGACGCAAAAUUAUUAUGUAUGUGAGUGAGUGGCGCGAGAAAAGAGAAGAUUGCUUUGGAGAUGAAAAUCGAAAAGUUCCUAAAGUGUUUUGGUUAGUAGAUAAUAAUUUUGAGUUUGUUUCUCCUCGACAUAUGUUGAUAUAUAUAUAUAUGAACGUAGAUUUUUUUAUAUAUGAAAAUAUGGAUGUGGCGAGGACGGGAGUUGUUGGCUAAUUUUGUUUUCACAAAGUUUAAGAGAAGUGAAACGGUGAAAUUAUUAAGAGAAAAUGAAAAAAAAAA
Molecule: messenger RNA, 3971 nt
Organism: Nicrophorus vespilloides
Lineage: Eukaryota; Metazoa; Arthropoda; Insecta; Coleoptera; Silphidae
Gene: Fbl6
Product: F-box/LRR-repeat protein 6
Exons: 10
Coding region: 297-2294 (665 amino acids)
Biological process (GO): SCF-dependent proteasomal ubiquitin-dependent protein catabolic process
Cellular component (GO): SCF ubiquitin ligase complex
Molecular function (GO): protein binding
Source: RefSeq, a predicted model, not a curated record